Molecule: messenger RNA, 4309 nt
Organism: Salvelinus fontinalis (brook trout)
Lineage: Eukaryota; Metazoa; Chordata; Actinopteri; Salmoniformes; Salmonidae
Product: dynein axonemal heavy chain 2-like
Exons: 25
Source: RefSeq, a predicted model, not a curated record
AAAGCCGGAGUGUGGAGACGACAACCAUCGAAGAAACCGAUAAAGUUGUCUAGCCAGUUUACUUCAAAACUAUCUUAUCACGCCAUUUCGUAUCUAGUGGUUUUAGAGUAUGUAAGAAUGAACAGUAUUGAUGUAGGUGUUAUAGCUAGGUAAAUCAUUAAACACGUGGAGUUGCAGACAGUUAUUACCUGACGGAAGCUGACGACAAACAUCAGCGGCUGGUUCGUUGGCCAUGGCGGACCCAGAGACGCCCCGCUCGGGCAAGUCCUCGGGCAAGUCCAAGCGCUCCAGCUCUGGUAAGAGCAAAAAGGCCAAGAACCAGAGCAUCACGCCUGCUCCCGAGGAGAGCCUGCCUGAAGACAAGGAGACGCAGCCUGGAGAGGAGAUUCAAGAGGAAAGCAGCCAAGGAACGGCUGUGACCGUAGAAGAAGUGGACACGUACACCGUGGGCCUGAGGACGCUGUUUAAAAACCGCGUGGCUCUGACUGGCAUGUCUAAGCUACCUUGGUCAGAGGAGAACGAGAAAGCCCUGGAUAAGUUCAUCCUGGACAGCUCCAACAGGACCCUAGUGGUCUACCCAGACCCCUACGAUGGCCUCCGGGUGGAGUACGCCAUGCCAUCUCAGGUGGUAGACCAGCUGGCCUUCUUCGUCCGCUCUGAUGGUGGUCUGAUCCUCGAGGAGACGUUUGAGAGCACGGUGCAGUUUGGUACGGUGCGGGGCAACGCCACCGAGAGCCUGCUGAGGAUGAUGAACGGAGUGCACGCCCCCCAGGUCACCCUCAGCACCGCCUGGCCCGAGAGCAUCAAGAACAACUACUCCGCCCACAUGCAUCGCUUCCUCACAAACCUCACAGACACCAGGUUCAAGCUGGUGGGCAACACAGUGCUGUAUAUCCCUAUGGAGACCCUGCAGCAUAGCCCGGAGGUGGCCAGCAAGGACAAGGAGCUGGUGCAGAGACUGGAGAUGGUGAUGAUCCACUGGACCCGUCAGAUCAAGGAGGUGCUGAAUGCUCAGGAGACGGUGGAGACGGGGGACAGCUCUGGACCCCUGGAGGAGAUCUCCUUCUGGAGGAGUCGUUGUGCCGACCUCUCUGGGAUCAGCCAGCAGUUGCAGAAGCCCGGGGUCCGUCACGUCCAGACCACACUGCAGCUCUCCAAGUCCUCCUACGUACCCCCCUUCUGCAAGCUGGCCAAGCAGAUCCAGGAUGGCUCUCUCCAAGCCCAGUCCAACCUGUCCUUCCUGUCCCUGCUGAGGGAGCCAUGUGAGGAGAUGGCUCAGCUCAAGCCCAGAGAGGUGGUUCCUAAGCUGGCCCACAUCCUCAACCUCAUCCGCCUCAUCUGGGUCAACUCUGUCUACUACAACACCCGCGAGAGACUCACCGCUCUCUUCAGAAAGAUGAGUAAUGAGAUUAUCCGGCUGUGCUGCAGAGAUAUCUCCCUGGACAGGAUCUUUCAAGGCUAUGUGGUGUCCAGCAAGCAGACCCUCAACGACUGCAUUCAGUGCUGCCUGGCCUGGAAGGAGCUUUACCUGCACGCUUCACAGCUGCACCACAAGUACUCUUCUAAAGGCUGGGUCCUGGACCAGACCAGCAUCUUUGCUUUGGUCGAUGCCUUUGUACAGAGGUGCAAAGACCUGCUGGAGGUGUGUGACUGCCAGCAGCAGUUUGCCAGGCGGGAGGAGGGCGAGCAGAUACCCCUGCCCUGCUUCGCCGGACGCCAGGGGGCGGAGGUGACCCGCAGCCUGCUGGAGAUGGAGUCCACGUUCGGACGCAGCCUGAUGAUCCUCCAACACGUCCGCAAGGGCAUCCUGGACGUAAAGAACACCUCCUGGCACGACGACUACAACAGGUUCCGUGCGGGAGUGAAGGAUCUGGAGGUGAUGAUGCAGAACCUGAUCAGCACGGCGUUUGAGACGGUCAACACCGUGGAGGAGGGCGUUCAGCUGCUAGACGUCUUCCAGCACCUGUCUGCCCGCGAGGCCAUCAAGAGGACCAUAGACAGGAAGACGGUAGAUGUCUAUGGUCUUUUUAACAAGGAACUCAACCUGGUCAACAAGGAGCUGAGUAAAAAGGUGUUACACACCCCUGCCCACAUGCCCCUCCACGCUGGACAGGCCCACUGGGCUAGAGCCCUGCGGCGGCGCAUAGAGAGACCCAUGGAGGUGGUACAGUGUGCCCACUUCAUGCCUCACAUCGGCAGUGGAGAGGAGGUGCGUCUGGCGUACAGCCAGCUGGUCCAGACCCUGGAUGAGUUGGUCCGGAGGGUCUUCUCUGAGUGGAGUCAGUCUCUGGACCGACAGAGUCUCAAGAGGCUGGACCAGCCACUCAUGGUGCGCUGCAAGGAGAAACAGGGCAUGCUGGACAUCAACUUCGACAAGAACAUGCUGAAGAUGUUCAAUGAGAUCCACUACUGGGAGCGCCUGCUGUUCGAGAUCCCCCACUACGUCUCUGACGUCUACCAGAGGAGAGAGGAGCUCCGCAGCAUGAGGGAGAGUGUGCUGCUGGUGGUACGAGACUACAACCGGAUCAUCGCGUCGCUGUCUGCUGAAGAGCUGGGUUUGUUCCGGGAGCGAAUCCGCUUCCUGGACAAGAAGAUCCAGCCAGGUCUCUCCAAGCUGCUCUGGUCCUCUAAAGGAGCGUCCAGCUUCUUCAUCAAAGACUGCAGGCUGCACGCCAGCAAGAUCCAGCUCAUCGUGGAUGAGUACAAGGCAGCCAACCUGGCCAUCUCCCGUCAGUGUGGUCUGAUCAGUGAGCUGCUGCUUGUGCGUGUGGAUGGGAAGACAGUGUACAGGGACCUGGAGUUUGAGGGGGACCAGCAGGCCCACCAGCAAGCCCAGCUCCAGCGGCUCCACUCAGCACACCAGGACAUCGUAGCCAUCAUGUCCCGGGUCUACGAGACCUUCCGCACAGACGGACCAGAGGUCCAGCAGCACUGGGUUGUGUACACAGAGAAGAUGGACGGCUUGGUGGAGGAGGCUCUCCGUCUCAACAUCAAGUGGUCCUUACAGGAGCUGUCCAAGGCCAUCAACGGAGACAGCAAGACUUCCCCCAACCCCCUCUUCAGGGUGCAGGUGGUACUACGCCACGAGGGCCCCGGGGCCACCUCACAGGUGGAGUUCUCCCCCACUCUACAGAAACUGGCUCAGAUCGUGAACAACAUCAGUUGUCAGCUGAUCGGCACCAUCUCUGUGUUCAAACGCCUCCCGGACCUCCUCACACGCAGACGCUCACAGAGGAAACCUGUACGCUGCAUCAUAGAACAAGAUGAGGAGAUCGGUAAGAUUCAGGCAGCGGUAGCAGCAGGAAUGACGGCCAACGCAGGCCACCUGCAGGCUUACCUGAAGACCUGGGACAAACACAGAGAGAUCUGGGAGAUCAACAAGGACCCCUUCAUCAGGAGAUACCAGCGUCUCAACCCCCCCGUGUCCUCCUUCGACGCCGACAUCGCCAGGUACACGGAGGUGGCCAACAACGUUCAGAAGGAGGAGACGGUGUUGAGUGUUCAGUUUGUGCUGCUGGACUGUGCUCCCCUGAAGUUCAGCCUGGUGCAGCACUGUAACGAGUGGCAGGGCAAGUUCACCCAGCUGCUCGGCCUCAUGGCCAGCACCAGGCUCAAAGAGCUGCACGUCUUUCUGCAGGAGAACGCUCUCAGGCUGAGCCAGUCCCCUCAGUCCCUGGUGGAGCUGGGUGAGAGUCUGAAGCUACUGGAGACACUACAGGGAGACCUUCAGAAGAUAGAGAGUCAGAUCCCUCCCAUCCAUGAACAGUUUGCUAUCCUGGAGAAGUACGAGGUCACCGUGGACCAGGCUGUCCAUGAGAUGUUGGAGGCUCUGAACGGGGAGUGGGUGUGGUUCCAACAGGUGGUGAUAGACAGUGACAUCAUGCUGAAGAAACACAAGGACAAGUUCAAGAGCAGCCUUAUCUUCUCAGCAGAGGAGUUUAAGAAGAAAAUGCAGACUACUGUCCAGACCUUCAGCAGCUCAGGUCCGUUUGGUAGUGUGGUGACGUGCGAAUUGGCUCUGGAGAAGGUAGCAGCGCUGAGAGGCCAGCUAGACACGCUGAAGGAGGAGGAGGGAACCAUACGCCACGGCCUGGGCAUCUUCAAGCUUGAACAGCCGUGCUCUAAAGACGUACAGACCCUGGAGAAGGACCUAGACUACCUGCAGCAGGUGUGGGAGAUCACCCAGCAGUGGGAUGCCCACUGGGAUGAGUGGAAGGAGGGUCAGUUUGUCACUCUGCAGACAGAGAGCAUGGAGAACACCGCCCAGGCCAUGUUCAAGAAACUACACAAACUCAGCAGGGAACUCAAG